AGCCGUUUUCCACUCGAGCGCCCAGGCGCGUCUCACACCUCCCCCUUCCCUGGGGCUGCAGUCGCUGUGGCCGAGCCUCGGCUGGAGCGUGGCGCGCUGGAGUCGUUGUCCUCCCCGCCUGGCUUAGCUCCUCGGCAGCAGCACCACCCAACGCUCUUCUCUCGCCCGGCAUGAUGGGCACGCCGCGCCGCUGGAUGACGACAACCGAGCUCGCGAACACAAACGCCCAGAUCAUUGUCAGUGCCAGGUCCGCCUCGGCCACCCCCCGCGCCCUCGGCGGCGCGCGCCCGAGCACGCCGGGCACGCCGCGCAGCCCCCCGGGCGCGGGCAGCACCUCCAGGUCCUACGCGAGCUCCAGCGCCUCCGCCGGCAGCGCUCGAUCCCUGAGCGGCAUGAUCGCCGCGCGCUGCAUCAUGGGCGAGGCCGGUUGCGACAAGGACUGCACUCUUCAAGAAGUCCGUGUACGACCGCGACGCCAUGGCUCCGGCGCACCGCAGGACGGUCGAGACGGCGCAGGACGUGCAGGCUGCGGGCUGUGGCACGCCGAGCACGCGCGCCUAUUCGGUCAAGGCUCAGGUGCCCGGGAGGCGCUGAGAGAGGGGCCGGCGGCAGCGGCGGGUGCCAGGCGCACGGCGAUGCCGCCUUGGCGCGGUGCGGGAGUUGCGUCUGUCCGCGGGUCUGAUCAUCAUCAUCAUCAUCAAAUGCGAGUCACCCUCCCCGAUUCUCUUGCGUCUCGCCGCCCUUCGCACGUGUUGCCGAUGCUUUAGCUGCUGCUGCGCAGAGCCUGCCUCGCGACGGAGUCCCGGGCCGGCGCGCAGCAGUCCCAUAGUGCCCGCGCUGGCCUCUUGAAGCGAGGGGCCAGUCCGCGGAGGUUUGCCCCAUCUGGGGGCGCGUAUUGGCCUCCUGGUGGUGGGGGAGGGAGGAGGCGUCGCGGACCAUCAGGCGGCGCAUUAGUUGUACGGUUUUGCCGCCCCUUCGUCGCGC
Prorocentrum cordatum is the source of this 984-nucleotide messenger RNA. Lineage: Eukaryota; Dinophyceae; Prorocentrales; Prorocentraceae. The record is from the annotation of a GenBank genome assembly.